AUGGAAACCCAAUGUUCUCAAAAAGCACACAACCCCCUUAACUUUCUCCAACCCGAAACAUCCCACCCCUGUGUCAACCCCAACCCCUCACCUCCAGGUACCCACGUCACCCCCCUCUCAACCCCUUACCCUCACCAACACAACCCCAUCUCAUCCCUCUCAACCCCUACCAUAACCCACAGGAACCCAUCCCACACCUCUCUCAACGCCCAUCACUCAUCCUCAGCCCCCUCUCAACCCCCUUCCCAUCCUCAUCCCUUUCUUAACCCCACCCUCAUCCGUAGGAACCCAUCUCAACCCUCUCUCAACCCCAACCCUCACCCUCCGGAACCCAACUCAUCCCUCUUUCAACACCAUCCUCAUCCUCAGCCCUCUCUCAACCCUCUCCCUCAACCUAAGUUCUCUCUUAACCCCAUCCCGACCCUCAGAAACCCAUCUCACCUCUCCCUAAACCCCCACCCCCACCCCUUACAACCCACCCCAUCCUUCUCUCAACCCCAACCUCACCAUCGGGAACCCCCUCGUUAA
This is a messenger RNA of Asterias rubens (European starfish), 528 nucleotides long. RefSeq names its product extensin-like. The coding region runs from base 1 to 528 and encodes 175 amino acids. Lineage: Eukaryota; Metazoa; Echinodermata; Asteroidea; Forcipulatida; Asteriidae. The record is from RefSeq and is a predicted model, not a curated record. The transcript has a single exon.